CAUCAACAUGCGCCACAGGUCCUGCAGCAUGAGAAGCACAUGGAGACACUAUAAAAACGCUCAGGACCUGUGUAACGGCGCCCUGCAUAGCGCGGCUCACAUAUUUUGGUGAAGCAUCUCUGAAGCGGUCGGGAGUCAAGAUGAGCACCCCCCUCACGCCGGGCUCUGGAACCGAGCCUGCAUCAAACCCUGGGACAGGAGAAAAGGAUUCGGCUUCUGCAGCCAAAAAAACUAGAAAAUGUGGUAUUUGCUGCAAAAGAUUGUCUAACACUGGAUCCAAGCCCCUGUGUAAAGAAUGUACUGCCAGUGUCAUCAAGUCUGAGUCUUCUAGUCUAAUUGAAGACAUUAGAAAAGUGGUAAAAGAAGAGGUUCAGCUAGCCUUAACUACCAGAGAACCUACUCCCCCCAAAGUUCCCCCCACUCAGGACGCCCGUAGUGUUAAAUCACUUAUCCUGGAUUCCGACUCUGAGGGGCUGGCGGUCUCAGACUCCGAAUCUGUCCAAAAACACCCGGCAUCUUCAGAUGAAGAGGGCGAAUAUAAGCGCUUCUUGUUCAAUCCUGAAGAUAUUGAUGAACUUAUCAGGGCCAUCAGGGCCACCAUUCAGAUGGAGAUGCCUAAAACCCCUAGGUCUACCCAGCAAGAAAUUUUUGGGGGUCUAGGUGAAAGGAAGAAGGCCGUUUUUCCAGUCCCUGAUAGUGUCCAAAAAUUAAUUAGGUCUGAAUGGGAAAAACCGGAUAAAGGAUCCUUUAUCCCAAGAGGAAUUAAGAGGCGCUACCCCUUUAGCCAAGAGGACUGUACGGAUUGGGAGACCAUUCCCAAAGUAGACGCGCCAGUGGCCAAGGUAGCAAAACAUACGGCCCUACCGUUUGAAGACUCAGCACAAUUGAAAGAUCCUCUAGACAGGAAAGCGGAGAGUCUCUUGCGAAAGACCUGGGAGACUACGGCGGCCCUUCUCAAGCCGGGCGUUGCCUCCACAUGUGUGGCCAGAACACUGAACCUUUGGCUAGACCAGCUAGAGAUACAUCUGGUCAAUAAGACACCACGGGAUCAAAUUCUAGAGAGCUUGCCUCUAUUAAAGAUGGCAACCUCCUUUCUAGCAGACGCAGCUGCUGAAUCAGUUAAACUGUCCGCCCGUCCUAACAAAGGGAAGAGAGCGGCAAAAAGUUCCAUCUCCAGAUGGAUUAAGAUGGCAAUCUCCGAAGCAUAUAAAGCUCAGGGAAAAGACGUCCCUGCUUCCCUAAAAGCACAUUCUACGAGAGGCAUGGCUGCCUCCUGGGCGGAAAAAGCCUCAGCCUCCUUACAACAGAUUUGCAGGGCAGCAACAUGGAAAAGAGUUCAUACUUUCACUAAGCACUACAGACUAGAUGUAGCUGCUAAUGACGAACUAAGAUUUGGACGUAAGGUCCUGUCGGCAGUCGUCCCCGCCUAA
Messenger RNA from Bufo bufo (common toad), 1430 nucleotides. RefSeq lists its product as uncharacterized. The coding region runs from base 141 to 1430 and encodes 429 amino acids. The record is from RefSeq and is a predicted model, not a curated record. The transcript has 3 exons. Lineage: Eukaryota; Metazoa; Chordata; Amphibia; Anura; Bufonidae.